Molecule: messenger RNA, 4472 nt
Organism: Saimiri boliviensis boliviensis (Bolivian squirrel monkey)
Lineage: Eukaryota; Metazoa; Chordata; Mammalia; Primates; Cebidae
Gene: MLLT1
Product: MLLT1 super elongation complex subunit
Biological process (GO): positive regulation of DNA-templated transcription
Cellular component (GO): transcription elongation factor complex
Molecular function (GO): chromatin binding
Source: RefSeq, a predicted model, not a curated record
CCCGAGUCGGCGGCGGGGGCCCGUGGUCGGUGCGCGACCCGGGCUGGCGGUGGUUUCCGGUUCCGUGGGGCUGGCGGGCGAGCGGGCGGCCGGGAUCGGCGGCGGCGGAGCUUGACAGACAAUGAGGGCGGCGGGGCGGCGCUGAGCGGCAGCGGCGGCGGCGGCGGCGGCGAGCGACGCGGGGCCCGGGGGCGGGGCGGGGCGCCAGCCAUGGACAAUCAGUGCACCGUCCAGGUGAGGCUAGAGCUGGGGCACCGUGCCCAACUGCGCAAGAAGCCCACCACGGAGGGCUUUACCCACGACUGGAUGGUGUUUGUCCGCGGCCCCGAGCAAUGUGAAAUCCAGCACUUCGUGGAGAAGGUGGUCUUCUGGCUGCACGACAGCUUCCCCAAGCCCAGACGAGUGUGCAAGGAGCCCCCCUACAAAGUGGAGGAGUCGGGGUAUGCUGGCUUCAUCAUGCCCAUCGAGGUGCACUUCAAAAACAAGGAGGAGCCAAGGAAAGUCUGCUUCACCUACGACCUGUUCCUGAACCUGGAAGGCAAUCCGCCCGUCAACCACCUGCGCUGCGAGAAGCUCACCUUCAACAACCCCACCACGGAGUUCCGGUACAAGCUCCUUCGGGCCGGCGGGGUGAUGGUAAUGCCCGAAGGAGCAGACACGGUGUCCAGGCCCAGUCCCGACUACCCCAUGUUACCCACAAUUCCACUCUCUGCCUUCUCUGACCCCAAGAAGACCAAACCAUCCCACGGCUCCAAGGACGCAAACAAGGAGAGCAGCAAGGCCUCCAAGCCGCACAAGGUGACCAAGGAGCACCGGGAGCGGCCCCGCAAAGACUCCGAGAGCAAGAGCUCCUCCAAGGAGCUGGAGCGCGAGCAGGCCAAGAGCUCCAAGGACAGCUCGCGGAAGCUGGGCGAGGGCCGGCUGCCCAAGGAAGAGAAGGCCCCACCGCCCAAGGCUGCCUUCAAGGAGCCCAAGAUGGCCCUGAAAGAGACCAAGCUGGAAAGCACGUCCCCCAAGGGCGGGCCCCCGCCCCCGCCGCCGCCCCCACCCCGGGCUUCCAGCAAGCGGCCAGCCACCGCCGACUCACCAAAGCCCAGCGCCAAGAAGCAGAAGAAGAGCAGCUCGAAGGGGUCCCGGAGUGCUCCAAGCACCUCGCCCCGCACCUCCUCCUCUUUCUUGGACAAGAAGCCAGUCAAGGACAAGAGCAGCACCAGAGGGGAGAAGGUGAAGGCCGAGAGUGAGCCCCGGGAGGCCAAAAAGGCCCUGGAGGUGGAGGAGUCCAACUCGGAGGACGAGGCCUCCUUCAAGUCCGAGUCUGCCCAGUCAAGCCCGUCCAACUCCAGCUCCAGCUCAGACUCCAGCUCGGACUCGGACUUCGAGCCAUCUCAGAACCACAGCCAAGGACCCCUGCGCUCCAUGGUGGAGGACCUGCAGUCCGAGGAGUCCGACGAGGACGACUCUUCGUCAGGCGAGGAGGCUGCCGCCAAGACACACCCGGGGAGGGACUCCAGGUUGAGCUUCAGCGACAGUGAGAGUGACAAUAGCGCCGACUCCUGCCUGCCCAGCCGAGAGCCCCCACCCCCCCAGAAGCCACCCCCACCCAACAGCAAGGUGUCAGGCCGGAGGAGCCCCGAGUCCUGCAGCAAGCCCGAGAAGAUCCUCAAGAAGGGCACCUAUGACAAGGCCUACACGGAUGAACUGGUGGAGCUGCACCGGAGGCUGAUGGCCCUGCGGGAGCGCAACGUCCUGCAGCAGAUUGUGAACCUGAUUGAGGAGACUGGCCACUUCAAUGUCACCAACACCACCUUCGACUUCGACCUUUUCUCCCUGGACGAGACCACCGUGCGCAAACUGCAGAGCUACCUGGAGGCCGUGGCCACAUGACCCUGGGCUGCCAGCAGGGCCCCCACCGCCGGGGUCCUGGGAGGCUGCAGCCAGGCCCUGCCUGCCCUCCUCUCCCGUCUCGCCUGCCCGCAGCACUGCCUUAGCGACAGCCCUGUCUUCGCCCACACGGCCCGCUGCACUUUCCUCGGCGGCUCCCCGCCCACUCUCCCUGCCCCGUCGCCAAGAGUCCCGGGGCCAGGCUGGGCCACACACGAGCCGCCCCCCGGGUUCUCCUCAGAGAGUGGCUGGUGUUGAGGGCAGCUCUGGGCAGAGACAGGGCCUGGGGCCCCUUGCGCAGCCUCAGGACCAGCCCCUACUCUUUCGCGGGCUGUGCGGCAGGGCGUUGCUGCCCCAGUUUCUCUGAGCAGCUGACCGACUGCUGGGGGCGUCUCCAGCCUCCCGAAUGGUUCAAAACACACCCUCUGACCACCCUGGACCUCAGAAGGCUCUGCCUGUGUGUCUGCGUCGUCCUCCAUGUAGACCUAGCGCCGGCUCCUCCCUGGCUCGCGCUGCGCUGGGGUCUGUGCUGUAUAGUUCUCUCUAUUAUAUAUGUGUGUGCACUGUCUGGUCAAGAGCAGUGUCCAUGUGCGUUUCUGUGGCAGCAGUGCACGUGGGGUGGGUGGGGGGUGUGUACGGUGGGGCUUGUAGGUUAAGAUGUCUCUGCGGUGUUGUCGUGGGGCUGGAGGCUGAGCCAGGCGUGGUAGCUGGCCCUCUCCGGGCGCACGGAGGAAUUCUCCCUUUGACGUUCCAAGGAUGCCGCCGCCUCCUGCCGGGGCUCCUGGGGUGGCCGGCCAACACUAAGAAGGGCAGCAAGUCCUCAGGGCGCCGGGGAGCCGCCACUCUGCUCUCAGGCUCUACUCAGACUAGCACCAACAGUCUCCAGGGACAGGCUCGCAUCGGCCGCCCUGCGGCUUGGCCUCCUCCCAUAGGAUCCUCUUCCUCCCUCUCAUUCAUCAAGUCUUCAAACUUUGAAAAACAUAUGAGCUUUUGCCAAAUAAGACGGGAUAGUUGAUGGAGUUUUCUGAGGCUCACUGGACUCCGGUCAGCCCUCGAGCGUGGGCCCAGCCGUCGGCAGCCCCGGGGGGUUGGCCCAGCUGGCCCGUCACCGCCUGGCCCGCCCUGGCCUCCACCGUCACAGUUCAUGCUGGUGCCGGGCUGCACACCCACUCCUGGUAUGCCUGAGGUUCUCCAGGGGCCAAGCCAGUCCUCCCUUGAGGCCCUCUCUUCCAGGGCCAGGAUGCUCCUGUGGAGCCAGCCCACCUCGGCUGGGGUCCCAGGGACUGGAUGCCUGUCUGCUUAGCCUCCGUGUACCAACCCCCUGACUUUCAAGUCCUUGUGCCCUGACCAAGUUCUGAGGAAAAGAGCGCUCAGGGCCUCGAGGUGGCUCGCCCCCCUCAAACUCACCUAGUCUCCUCCCAAGUCUAUGAGCUCAGACACGGGGGCUCCAUCUGUCUUUUCCUGAGGUCCCGAAUCUUGUCCCUGCUCUGAUUCUGUCAGCAGAUCCUGAACACUCCUUGGUGGGGACCCCCGCCUCCAAGGCAGACCCCAAUGCCAGCUGCCCUGGGGAAACUCCCCAGAACUCUCGGGGAAAGGCCCGAGAACCUUCCGAGGAAGCCUCCGGGACUCCUCUCCACUUGCUCUGUUUCUCUCCUGGCCCCGCUGCCUUCAGGUAUCAGGAAGAGGGCAGGCCCCUGCGCCUCCUCUCCCCUUCCCAGGUCGGCCAACAAUACUCCAGCGUGGGGCACUUCCUUUCUUUUCUGCAAACUCUCUAAGACAUUGGACCGAAGGAACUAGCCUGAGGGGGGCUGACCGGGGCCGGUGCUGCUGGGUGCUCUACCCACGGAGGCCGCCGGGGGUCACGGACAGGAACCUCAGCCCAAGGGUGCUGGCCUUUCUCCUUCACAAGAGUCCCCCAGGAUCCACACAGCGACUCAAGCAGCCUUCCGCUCAGCCGGAGGAGGGCCAGGCUCCCCCCCGCCUGCUCUGGGUGGUGGCGUCUGGCCCUUCCUGCCCUUUCCAAGGCCUCCGGAAGCACCAACUCAGUUCUCAGUUACCUCCUCUGGCCAGAAGGUCUCACGCUGUCCUCCAGAGCUGCUCUGGGCCCAGGGCUGGCUCCAUGACCACCCCGAUGGACGUGCUGGGCAGCAUGGGCCCCGAUAGCAGUCCCCAGCUGCUCUCCCACCCCACCCCAGCUGCCCGGCGGCUGGGCCCACGAGGGCUCUGGGGACACUUCCAUAGGAAGGGGCCCGGCACUUUGUGAUUGCCACGUGUCUCGUGUUAAGCCGCCCGCCCCCAGUGCAAAUUUCUGUGUUUCUCUCCUGAACAAAAAUGUAAACCGACGCCGGAAAGCAAAUGGUAUCGAAUACCUUUCUUGCCCACAAGGGUUUUUACAAAGAAUGUGUCUCACUAGGAACUAGGACACUCAUCGGCCCAAGACCAACUCCUGAAUAAAAGGAAUAAGGAGAAUCGUGUUUGUAACGAGUUACAGGAUCGUUUCUUUCCUGGAUUUUAAACUUUUUGUUAAAUCGUGAAAUUAUGGAGGAGUUUUAUAGAAAAAAAAAAGUGAAAUAAAGUCAGAUGGGAAAGCA